This is a messenger RNA of Syngnathus typhle (broad-nosed pipefish), 1705 nucleotides long. It is a transcript of the gene tmed6, whose product is annotated as transmembrane p24 trafficking protein 6. Lineage: Eukaryota; Metazoa; Chordata; Actinopteri; Syngnathiformes; Syngnathidae. Gene Ontology annotation, biological process: intracellular protein transport; Golgi organization; cell surface receptor signaling pathway. The record is from RefSeq and is a predicted model, not a curated record. The transcript has 3 exons. The coding region runs from base 359 to 1573 and encodes 404 amino acids. Gene Ontology annotation, cellular component: Golgi apparatus; endoplasmic reticulum-Golgi intermediate compartment; endoplasmic reticulum.
AUCACUUCGAUCCCAUUUUCAUCGAUUUUGAACAAUAAAUCCUUAGUGACGAGAAUUGUUCGGGCGUGUAAUAACCAUGACCUCCACUAGGUGGCAGAAUGAAUUUGUGAAACCGCCGCCUGCAAUUACCGUGAGGACCGCUUCUGUUCUGUACCAUGCUGUUCAAUAAAUUGUACCCGUUCCACGUGCAAGUUGGUUUCAUGCGAGAUAGGAAUGCUGUGGGACAGGUCGAAGCUGGCAAGAAACAUCAGCACGACGAGCGCUGCCCUUGCAUUUUGAUGCCAGCAGCCACUGCGUCGGACGAGAGGACAAAUCAGGAAACUUGUAAAGAAUUUAGGAGCCUGAGUCACCAAGCAACAUGGCGGACUUGUUGUUGGGAAGCGCCGAAUCCAUCUUGAGUUUGUGCGGCGACGUGUACAAAAUGGUGCAGACGGCCAAAUCCAACAAGACCCAGUGCCAGCAAGUGGCCGACCGCGUGCGCACCUUGGAGAAGAUGGUGCUGAGCAUCAAGCAGCGGCCCGACAGCGUCUCGCCCGAUGUCAAAAGCGCCCUGAUCGACCUGGCCCGCAGUCUGAAGAACGCCACCGAGCUCAUGGGCAAAGUUUCCAAAGCCAACGCCUUGGUCAAGGUGUUAAACUCCGGCAACAACGAGUCCAAGUUCCAGGAAGUCAGUCAGAAGCUGAACCAAGACAUGCAGGUGCUGUCCAUGGCUCUGCAGAUCAGUCACGGCGACACCCUCAGGGAGGGCCUGAGGACCAUCGUGGCGGAACACAGGGCGACCACGGCCCAAAGCCUCGCACCCCUCCGUCGCAAGCCCGUCAUGCGGGUGACCCAAGCCGACCAGCGUUGCGGCGGCGACGACAACGGUUCGGGCGGCGACAAGGGUCCGGGCGCCUCGGAUGGCGGCGCGGCCCAGGAUUCGACGACACUUGUCGCCAAUAUACUAUUGUCUUCCGUGGACAAGGUCAAGCCGCCUGAUGGCAAAGUGCCCCUCGGUGCACCUCUGGCCAAAUUGUCACAGAGCAAGGCGCCCGUACCCGCGUCACCUACUCGCAUGAUACUCGUUAGCGCCUCACCCGAGACCAAGGUACCCGCCCCAAAGUCACAGGGCGCCCCGGCGCACGGUUCCACGUCAUACAGCUCCGGGCAGUCACCCAUCCACAUGCCAGAACCCACUCUGAUGUCACCGCUCCUCAGGCCCAUGAUGUCCCCCAUGCCCAUGGUAUCCCCCAGGCCCAUGGUGUCCCCCAUGCCCACGGUAUCCCCCAUGCCCAUGGUAUCCCCCAGGCCAAUGAUGUCCCCCAUGCCUAUGGUGUCCCCCAUGGUAUCCCCCCCUGUCUCCAGCUUCCCCUACUCCUAUGCGCCCACACCUUCUGCGAUGAGCUUCAGUCUUAUGCCGAUGGCGUACCAGCAGCCACCCAACACCGCGGUGAGCACCUUCAUAAGCUACAACCGUGCCCCCUCUUCACAAGCCCUUAAGCUGGCACAAGCUUUUGCCCCGGGGCCGCCACACUCCCGGCCGCAAAGUCAUAUGAGCGGCAACAUUUUGACAAACAUUUACUAUACUAGGUGAGCUGAAUGAUACGCCGCGUGGACUGGCGCUUCUGAAAACUUCUCAAAAAGGAGAAAUUGUGCAAAGUUGACCAAGCACACUUAGCUACUCCACGUGCAAUACUUCUUAAGCAAUAAAACCAAGUCGACUCAA